AAAAAUAGGUUAAUUAUAUCUAGAAUUUUGUUCGACAAUGAUCUCGUUCUUUGUCAUUCAUGUUCAACUUAAUACAUGGGUACCUACUUUAAACAAAUGAUUAAACGUGAUUAAUUUCACGUUCGCAUUUCGUACCUGUUGUAUCUGUUUGGCUUUGUCUUCUAAAUGACGGCAUUAUAAGAUGCGGGUCUCACCUUGAUGUGAUGUAGAGCUCAUGUUGCAAAACGACGAAUUUUCGAAAAGUCAAGUUUAGUUCUGAUGGUGGUCCACAUGACGACGCAGGUAUUAGCUGGUGCUCAAUUCACUUCGCACGUGAGCGUGAGCACACCAGCACGGAGCUUUACCCAUGGGGUUGGCAACCCGAUAUCUGUAAACGGACAGCCUUACCGGAAUCCGCAACAAUUCUCCCAUGGAAACUUUCAAAGAUAUACCGGAGCUCCCUCCUCGUUUGGAGGAUAUCCUCGAAUGAGGCCAGCAAUACCGUUUACCAACGAAGAUAUACCUCGGCAAACUUCUAUAACUGUUAUGGGAUGGAAUAAUAAUAAUUAUAGAGAAGAAACUAUACCAGUUCUGCCACCAUCGCCAUACAAAGUGAAUUCGCCGGAUCCAGAGUCUCUGUGGCCUGAAGGCUUAUUCCUGCCACCUUCAAGCCCACCACGAUUUAGCUCUUUUGGAAGACGUCUUGACGACGAUUCCAUCGUCGAUCCAUACUUAUUAGAAGGAUCCGAGGCAAUAGCGGCAGUACAAAAAGCGAAACAACAUGGCAAUCUUUAUUUCCACGAAAUCCCUCACAUCCCGUCAUUGCUAGCCAACCAAGAACUACGAGCCAAGAACCGCCUGAAACCUCAUCUGAUUGCCAGCAUACGUCACACCUGGCCAUACAACCGACCAUAGCCACCUCCGAAUAAAACAAAUGAUAAAGUAUAACCAUAUAUUUGUAUACAUUGUAUAAAUAAAACACUCAGAGUCAUUAAAUUAAAAAAGAAAAGCAAUUUGUUUUCAUUUACAUUUUUGUGAAUAUAAAAUAUUUUGUAUUAAGUAGUCGCCUGUCUAAAACUUAUUGUUACAAAUCCAGAAUAUACGAUUCAUAUAAUGAAUUUCGUACAUCAAUUUAAUUACAUUGAUUGUAUAACAACACAUUAACUCAAACAUAAGUUGCAUCGAAAUCUCGAAACGUGAGGGUUCUGUACAAA
Molecule: messenger RNA, 1193 nt
Organism: Manduca sexta (tobacco hornworm)
Lineage: Eukaryota; Metazoa; Arthropoda; Insecta; Lepidoptera; Sphingidae
Exons: 5
Coding region: 259-894 (211 amino acids)
Source: RefSeq, a predicted model, not a curated record